Messenger RNA from Vigna angularis (adzuki bean), 1153 nucleotides. RefSeq names its product adenylyl-sulfate kinase 3. Gene Ontology annotation, biological process: sulfate assimilation. The record is from RefSeq and is a predicted model, not a curated record. Gene Ontology annotation, molecular function: ATP binding; adenylylsulfate kinase activity. Bases 368 to 991 code for a protein of 207 amino acids. The transcript is spliced from 7 exons. Lineage: Eukaryota; Viridiplantae; Streptophyta; Magnoliopsida; Fabales; Fabaceae.
CGUUUAUUUUUUUCAUUCUCUUGUAUUUGAAUUUGAAAGUCUAAUUUUAUUUUAAAAAAACUGACUUGUAGCAACAAUCGCAUGGAUAAGUUGUGAUAUUAUGAAGAGAUUUGAACACAUUUCUCCGUUUUGAAACAUAAGAGUGGGUUUUGGAUCAUAUUUUGAGGAUUUGGAUAGAGUGAUAAAAUACUACCUUUUGUAUCAUAUAAGGACCCACCAUGAUUGGCUAUACCAGAUCAAGGGGUCACUUGUUGUAUUUAAAUUUAAAAUAGUGUCUUCCCCUUUUCAAUAGAAUCGUGCGUGCCCUGACACUCAAGAAUAGGAGAGGAUCCAAAUCCAUAUUAGAAGACUAGGGAACUUGUUUGCAAUGGCAACUCUGAGCAAUUCAACAAAUAUCUUUUGGCAAGAUUGUCAAAUAGGCAGGGCUGAAAGGCAGAAGCUACUUAACCAAAAGGGAUGUGUUGUAUGGAUUACUGGACUCAGCGGAUCAGGAAAAAGCACAUUGGCAUGUUCCCUAAGCAGAGAACUGUAUUCAAGGGGAAAGUUAUCUUAUGUCCUUGAUGGAGAUAACCUUCGGCAUGGACUAAACAAAGAUCUUGGUUUUAGAGCUGAAGAACGCACUGAAAACAUUCGCAGGACUGGAGAAGUGGCAAAACUCUUUGCUGAUGCUGGUUUGAUAUGUGUUGCCAGUCUGAUAUCUCCUUACAGAAGAGAUCGAGACACUUGCCGAUCCAUGUUACCUGAUGCGAAUUUUAUUGAGGUUUUCAUGAACAUGCCCCUAGAAUUGUGCGAGUCACGAGAUCCAAAAGGCCUCUAUAAGCUUGCUCGCGCGGGCAAAAUCAGAGGUUUUACCGGCAUUGAUGACCCAUAUGAGCCACCGUUAAAUUGCGAGAUUGAGAUAAAGCAGGAUGGUGGCGUUUGUCCAACACCUACUGUGAUGGCUGGACAAGUAGUUACUUACUUGGAGAAGGAAGGUUUUCUUGAACAUUAGGGGUUUGAAAUAUGUGAUUAUCUCUAAUGAUGAUGUUUCUUCUGUAAUGAAGUUGGUGAGAAAUCCUAGGAUGUGCAUGUAGGAGACCAGUGAGAGGAAAAAUGAACAUGUAAAGUUCAUCAGUUAUAAAGGAAUAAAUAAAUAGCGAAUAAUUGUUGCAAA